Messenger RNA from Nematolebias whitei (Rio pearlfish), 7228 nucleotides. It is a transcript of the gene obsl1a, whose product is annotated as obscurin like cytoskeletal adaptor 1a. The transcript is spliced from 25 exons. Bases 491 to 7126 code for a protein of 2211 amino acids. NCBI's taxonomy places the organism in Eukaryota, Metazoa, Chordata, Actinopteri, Cyprinodontiformes, Rivulidae. Gene Ontology annotation, molecular function: protein binding. The record is from RefSeq and is a predicted model, not a curated record.
UAGCUGCUGGACAAUGACAGAAUCAGAGCUGACACAUGCACCGCAUGGCCAGAAAGGACGAACGCGAUCAAGAAAUGACACCUGUGACUGUGACUAACUAACUAUGUACAGGGGAUAUUGUUUUUUCUCUUUUUAUGAAGAAGCACGAGUGAACCAAAGGUAUGCUGAAUAAGAACCACAAUCUGUAAUCCACAAACUAAGAAAACAAGGAACUUAAAUGUACAAAGCAACCAAUCUCCAAUUUUACAUGUCGAGCAUUUCAGAGGAGCUCAACGUCAACUGAAGCAACUAAUACAUGUGAUCGCUUGAAGGACAUCAAUUUUGAGCCAGAUUCUUAGUAACGCUUUAGGGAAAGUGAGUUUCAGAGAAGAUUGUCAACAAAGAGUCCAGACUCCACAAUCUGCAGUCUACACCAAAGAUCAUUGCAAGCUAACGUUGAGACAAAACCAAACAAAAGACACUCCUUUAUUCAUUAAGACCAAAGGUUGCCAUGGAUAUUCUGGGUGGUGCGCCUCGUGUUUUGGGCUACCCACGCACUGUUGUGGCACAGUGUGGAACGGAUGCAACACUAAGAUGCCAAAUUGGUGGAGAUCCUCGUCCGGAUGUAAUCUGGGAACGUAAAAAUGUCCAAAUUUUGUCUGAAGGACGAUAUAAGCUGGCAGAGGAAGGAAAGUUGUACUUGCUAACUAUUAUGGGAGUGACCCAGCAAGAUGCUGGUCAGUACAUCUGCAAGGCUAGAAAUAGCGUAGGUGAGACCUAUGCAGCAGCCUCGCUCAAAGUGGAAGAAGAGCUCCUUGAACAAAAUCAGGAGGUGAUGCAAGCAGGUGGAAAUGUUGAAAAGCAGUCAAAGAAAGUAAAUGAAGAAAUUGGUGGAUAUCUAAAUGGUUACAGUGCUGUAGUAAAUGGUGUGAACGAGGAGAAAAUAAACAAGGAGCAGAGGUGGAACAGUAAGCUAAAUGCAAAGCUAGAGGAAGUUGAUUUAACAGCCAAUGAUAAACCUCGAUUCCUCAUCAAGCCCCUGUCACUGCGAGUGGAUCGAGGAGAGGAUGCAGCUUUCUCAUGCAAAAUCUGGGGCACGCCUUUGCACGAGGUGACUUGGGCGAAAGACGGUAAGAAGCUGAAUGAUAUCUUUGAGAAUUCCCACUUCAGUGUGAGCAGUCAAGAUGGAGGAUGGUUUCAGCUCAAGCUUUACAGGACGCGCAUGUCAGACAAAGGCGUCUACACCUGCAAGGCCGUGAACUGCCAUGGUGAGGCCUUGGCAGGAGCUAUCCUUCUUGUUGAGCCGAUUCCAGAACGAGAAGAGAGUAAAAUGUCAUCAAACAGUCACAACAGCAGCCAGAGGUCACCGAAGCACAGAGGUGGAAGGCUCAGCUUGUCGAGGCUUACAGAGGAGCAGCCUGUCAAUGCGUCCAAAGUCAAAAAGUUUGCAGUAACGGAGGGGAAGCACGCAAAGUUUCGUUGCUUUGUGACGGGUAAGCCAAAACCCGAGAUCAUCUGGAAGAAAGAUGGGGUUUUCCUAGAGCCCGACAGACGCCAUCUGAUAUUUGAAGACAGAGAAGGUUACUACACUUUAAAAGUUUUGUACUCUAAGGUACAGGACACGGGGCUGUACGUGUGUGCUGCAUCAAACGCUCUUGGAAACACUCUUAGCGCCGUUCAUCUGUCGGUGAAAGGUCCGGCCGUGCAGUUCAGGCACCCAUUAAAAGAUGUGGAGGUAAAGGAAAGGGAUGUUGCUGUACUAGAGUGUGAAGUACCUGAUGAGACAAUCCCUGCUUCCUGGUACCUUGAAGACCAGAGGCUGAUUCCCAGCAAUAAAUAUGGAAUGGAGCAGAAAGGAACCAAACGAAGAUUAACCAUCCACGAUGUUGGAACAGAUGAUGAUGGAGUCUACCUUUGUGAGAUGCCUGAUGGAGCAAAGAGCAUCGCUGAAUUAUCAGUUAAAGGUACCAUUUCUUGUAAACUUCCCCGGAAGCUGGAAGUUAUGGAGGGAGAGAAUGCAGUGUUCUGCGUUGAGGUGGGGAAUGAUGACAUGGAAGUUCACUGGUUCAAAGAUGGUUUAAAGCUGCAUGAGACGCACCAAACGAUCCUCAAAUCUUUUGGCAAGACUCACAUCUUGGUCUUUGUCGGUGUGGCCUAUCACGAUUCGGGGGUUGUAACAUUUGUUGCUGGAAGAUCCAAAACUUCAUCACGCCUCAAAGUCAAAGCCACCAGACACUGCCCUCCCAUCUGUCCUCUGGAUGUCAAAAUGGACGUGGACAGACCCAACAGUGCUCUACUCAGCUGGGAGCCCGCCCCCAACAGCCAAACCACCACCCGCUCCAUCUUUGUUCUUGAGAGACAAGAAGUGGGUUCUCAGGAGUGGUCGAAAUGUUUCACCUCGGAGACUAGCACUUUGGCUGAAAUUACUAGUGACAGCGUGCCGUGUGAAGGCAACUACCGCUUCCGCGUUUGCUGCAUCAAUAAGUAUGGACGAAGCGGCCAUGUGGAGUUCCCUAAAGUUAUCCACCUUGUCCCAGGGCCAAAGAUUCUCCGCAGUCUUCAAGGUUGCGAAGUAGUUGAAGGAGACGAUGCACACUUUUUCAUUGAACUGUCUGUCCCAAUGGCUGGAACCUGGUUUUUGAAUAGCUUACAACUGAAGCAUGGUGGACGCUAUUCAAUACAACACAACCAAACAAAGCACUCACUGAUGAUCCAUAAAGCUGAAGCAGCUGAGGACACAGCAGAGCUCACGUUCAUAGCCAACGGGGUCAGAGAUUCAGCGGUGCUUCAGGUUAAACCUGCUGUGGUCAGAUUUGUCCCUCUGUCAGAGUCGGACUGCAACAAAAAAGUGCAAACUGGAAAUGCCAUUGUGCUCUACUGUGAAGUUUCCCAUCCAUUUGCCAAAGUAUCCUGGUGCAAAGAUGGCAAAGAACUUCACGCAAACGAUGAGCUCAGCGUCCAGUCAGAUGGGAAUAUGAGAAGGAUUGUAAUCCAGUCUGCCUAUGCAUCUCAUUCAGGAGUUUAUACAUGUAAAACGACAGCAGAUACUGUCACAUUCAAUGUGGAUGUUGCAGACCCUCCGGUGGAAUUCAGUACGGUCCCAGAUGAAGAACUUCACCGUAGCACCAUGGAGCUGGAUCCAGUAGUUCUGCUCUGCCACAUCUCCAGAGAUGAUGCCGCAGUUAAAUGGUUAAAGGAUGGUUGUGAGAUCCUCCCAAGUGACAACAUUACCCAGCAGGCAGAGGGGACCAUGAGGAGGUUAAUCAUCCGUUCUGUAGAAACGUCAGAUGCAGGAAGUUACACUUGCCAGGCAGGAAACAACAGCAUGGAGUUCACGGUGAAUGUCAAAGAACCUCCAGUGAUGAUUGUGGAACCCAAGAAUGAUGUUGUGAUGGAGCAUUACGUAUCAGAAGAGAUCAACUUGCAGUGUGAGUUAUUUCGUUCUAAUGGAAUGAUACGGUGGUUCAAGGAUGGCCAGGAGGUGAAGGAAACCAGUAACAUUCAGCUUCUGUCAGAGGGUCCUUACAGGAGGCUAACCAUCUUCUGCAGCUCAGUGGAUGAUAGUGGAGAGUAUGUCUGUGAAACGAAUGGAGACUCUGUUUUCUUCCAGCUAACUAUUACAGAGCCACCAAUAAGAAUAAUUUCCCCCAGUGAACCAGAGGUGGAACUGGCACACGUUGCUUCAAAGAGACUGGAGCUCAGUUGUGAGGUCUCUCAAGCAGACGCUCCUGUUCGGUGGUACAAGGAUAGUUUGGAAGUAGAGGAGGGCCCUAACUUGAUCCUGCAACUAGAUGGGGCCAAACGGAAACUACUUAUCCCUUUCACUACAGUGGAUGAUACUGGGGAGUAUAUCUGUGACACUGAAAAUGACUCAGUUACCUUCCUGGUUACUAUUACAGAGCUACCAGUAACACUUAGUCAUUCCGAAAACACCACUGAAAGACUAGAGUGUCUUGUCGGUAAACCAAUUGUUUUAGAGGUUAAGGUAUCGCGGCCAACAGCAGAAGUUAAAUGGCUACUAAAUGGCAAAGAAAUCAAAGAAAGCAGCAAUAUCACUAUCACAGAGGAUAAAAUCAUUCGUCGUCUUACCAUCAGUUCUCCACUUGUAGAAGACUCUGGGAAAUACACCUGUGACGCUAUUGAUGAUCAAAUUGAUUUCCAGAUCAAAGUUUCUGAACCACCUGUGAAGAUCUUAAGAAAGUCAGACAUCAAGACAGACCUAAAGUUCCUGGUUUCAGAUGACAUUGUGCUGGAGUGCGAACUCUCUAGAGCCAAUGGCAAAGCCAAAUGGUACAAGUAUGGGUGUCGCAUUGAUGGUAAUGAAAGGUUUUGUGAGGAGGAAGAGGGUGCUUUCUGCUCCUUGGUGAUCCUUAAUGCUGAACUUGGGGACUCAGGAGAAUAUGUUCUUGAUGUUGAAGAUGACAGUUUCAGCUUCCAGGUUACAGUACAUGAACCCCCAGUGACUAUUGUAGGAAAUUCAUACGACUCUGAUUACCAGGAAUUGGUAGUAGGCGAUGACUUGAUCUUGGCCUGUGAGUUGUCCCGUGCCAAUGCCCCAGUCCAGUGGUACUGUAAUGACAGGCUGCUCACCAAUGACUCCCGUACCUGCAUAGAGACAUUUGGGAUUCUGAGGAAACUUACCAUCUCAAGCAUCCAACUCUCAGAUUCUGGAAAGUACGUGUGUGAUGCCAUGGAUGACAAGAUGAUCAGCAUGGUUAGGGUUCAAGAACAACCAGUGACAUUUGUGAACAAGGAAGAUGACAUUGUAGUGACAGGCUACGAAACAGAGAGCAUAACCAUGACAAGCUACGUGUCCAAGGAAAGUGCUGCUGUGCUUUGGUUGAAAGACUGGACACCAGUGGAAGGUGAACGCUUCCUAGCACACAUGGAAGGCUGUAAACACACUUUAACCAUUGAGCCAUUGAGGCGCUCUGAUGCUGGCGAAUACACGUGUGAUGCCAAUACAGACCAGAUACGCUUCAGUCUACUGGUGAAAGAAAUGAGAAUAAAGUUUGUACGGCCCCUCCAAGACACUCUGGCUCAUGCUGAUGGCAUGGUGACUCUGCGUUGUGAGGUGUGCAAACCAAAAGCAGAUGUCCAGUGGCUCAAGAAUGGUGUAGAAGUGGUCCCAAGUAGGAGAUUCUCCAUUCGAGCAGAUGGAGUUGAGCGAAGCUUGACCAUCCACCGGUUAACUCAACAGGAUGCAGGGGAGUAUACCUGUGAGUCCAGAGAUGACUGUACCACUGCAACACUGAGAGUAGAGAUGCCUCGAGUUAUUGAAUUUCUCACUGAGCUUCAUAACACUACCGUACUGGAAGGCGAAGAUGCCACCUUCAAGUGUGUAGUCUCUCCUGAGGAUGUUCACUUUAUUUGGCUCAUGGACAAUGAACCUAUUAACUUGAACAAUCAUUUCCAAGCAACCCAGAAUGGCUUGUGCCACACUUUAGUUAUCAAAAAGUGCCAAAUUCUGGACUCCUCAAAGAUUACGGCAGAAGCUGAAGGAAAGACGAGCAGAGCCAGUCUCAAAGUUCAGGAGGCUCAAGUCAUGUUUACGAAAAAAAUGGAGGCUGUUACAGCAGAAGAGUUUGGUGAGGCUACCUUAGAAACAGAAAUCAGCUUGGAGACAGGUGAGGUCCAAUGGAUGAGGCAAGGGGUGGUCAUCCAGUCUGGUCCCCGUCAUACACUGGCCCAGAAUGGCUGUAAACGCAGCCUAACGAUCUACAACCUGACUUUGUCGGACCGAGGAACUUACCGCUGUGAGACUCUGCAUGACCGGACGCAAGUCAAGCUUAAUGUAGAAUCUCGAAAGAUUGCCAUCUGCAAAGGCCUAACGGACCAGGAAACCUUUGAACGAGAGACUGCAUCCUUUGAGGUGGAGCUCUCCCACACAGAGGUGGAAGGUAUUUGGCAGAAGAAUGGCAUCCGAGUAAAGCCAAACAACCAAUUUCGAGUGAGCGCCAAUGGGCUGGUACAUGGCCUCACCUUGUCUAACUUGACUCUGGAGGACACAGGCACCAUCGUCUUUUCAGCUGAAGGAGUGCGCACCACAGCAAGACUCACAGUCAAAGAGACACCUGUGUCUAUCCUGAAACCACUAACGGAUGUUCGUGUGGAGGAGGAAUUUCCUGCCACUCUGGAGUGUGAAUUCUCCAGACAAAAUGUGGAGGUCAAAUGGCUUAAGAACGGGGUCGAGCUAAGGCCAGACAAGAACGUUCGGAUCUACUCUAUGGGUCGAAAGAGGUUCUGUCAGAUCCUUCAAUGUACCCGAGCUGAUUCAGGUUUCUACAAAUGUGACACAGGAGAAAUCAACACUUCAUGUGCUCUGGAGAUUUAUGAGCACAAGCUGGAGAUAGUGCAGGAUCUGGAAGAUCUUUACAUCCAGGAAGAGCAGAAUGCUGUCUUUAUGUGUGAGGUUUCUCUGGAGGAUGUGACUGGGGAGUGGUACAAGAAUGGUCACAAGAUCCGGCCCAGCAGCACCACAAAGAUCCGUACUGAAGGGACCAAACACUUCCUAUUGAUGUGCAACAUUAAAGCCGAAGAUGCUGGAGAAAUCCGCUUCAGCUCCAGGGAUGUUGAAUCAACAGCUUACCUUGAGGUAGAAGAGCUUCCAGUUUCCAUCGUAAGACCACUGCGAGACAAAACAGCCCUGGAGAAACACCGUGUUAUCCUUGAAUGCACCAUUUCUUCCCCCCACUGCAACGCCACGUGGUACAAAGACAAACAGGAGCUGUUUUUUUCAGACCGGAUAGAGAUCACGGCUGACGGUUGCACUCAUAAACUGGUAAUCCACCAGGUAGCUGUGGAGGAUGAGGGCACCUACAGUUUUGAGGUUGGAGACCACACCUCCAAAGCAAAACUAAUGGUUGAAGCCCAGGCUCUUGUGAUGGUAAGAGAGCUAGAGGACGUUGAGGUGACAGAACAAGAAACUGCUUCUUUCCAGUGUGAGGUCUCUGUUGCCAUUUCCAAGCCUCCAGUCUGGACCUUGAACGGUGCAACUCUUCAUCCAGGCCCUUCUGUUCGAAUGGACGACCACGGAACGGUCCAAAAGCUCACCCUGAGGGACACCAGCGUGGACAUGAGCGGGACAGUCAAGUUUACCUUAGGCAAAGCAAAAAGCAGCGCCAUGCUAACGAUAAUUGGAAAGUAGAGAAAAUCACCCUAAAAAAUCUCCAUGUUCUUGUUUGAAUUUUGUUUAAAUUGUAACUUUCAGCAGAGCUAAACAAACUGGAUAUUUAUGUCAGUCAAGAUA